Pocillopora verrucosa is the source of this 1250-nucleotide messenger RNA. The record is from RefSeq and is a predicted model, not a curated record. Lineage: Eukaryota; Metazoa; Cnidaria; Anthozoa; Scleractinia; Pocilloporidae.
CACGACCACGUGCAACGGACGUUCUCUUGACAAGAUGGCGUCGAUGGAGAAAGAGUAUUUUUGGGGUUGUGAAUUGAGUAAAGAUAAGAAGGAAUAUAAGUGGGAUUCGGAAGAUGAAGAACUUGGCAAAGCAGACAUCGAGCAGAAGCUUGUCGUAACCCAGGCAUGUCUUGGUGCAAAAGCCAAACCUAACGAAAGAAAUCUUGUACAAGUCACCACAACAGACAGUAGUGAUAACUCAGUGACAUUCACCAUUCUAUCAUUGGCUUCUGGAAGAAAAGACCAGAGUAAGCUUAGUCUGGCAUUUCCAGCAUCAGUUGUUUUUAAGCUUAUAGAAGGCUCAGGACCAAUUCACUUGACUGGUUCUGUAUAUCAAGAACUAUUUCUAGGGGAUGACGAUGAAGAAGAGAGCGGUGAAGAUGAGGAUGAGGAAUCUGAAGUAGUUUUAUCAGAGGCUAAGGAGUCUGUGAAGAAGAGACCACUAACAACACCUAAGGGACCACCAACGAAGAUUGCUCGAGUUGAAGCUGAAGGCGAUGAAGAAAGUGAUGAUGAUGAUGAUGAUGAUGAGGAAGAGGACUCAAGUGAAGAAUCCAUGGAAAUGGAAGCAGAUGCUAAACAGAAAAAACCUGCAGAGACUCCAAAAACAACUAAAAACAAACCAGAAGGUAAAGAUGCCAAACCAGUGAAGAGCACAAGUGAGGAGGAUGAGGAGGACAGUGAAGAGGACAGUGACGAUGAUGAUGAUGAUGAUGAUUAUGAUGAAGAAGAUGAAUCUGGUGAGGAUGAUGAUGACGAUGAUGAGGAUGAAAGUGAUGAAGAAGAUGAGAUUGCUGCCAGCUUAGCAGCAAAGAAAAAGAUGGAAGGGAAAGCAAAUAAAAAGCCACCAAUGACAAAUGGAGUUGCUAAAGCAGACAAAAAGGAUAAAACAGAAAAGCAAAACAAGAUUCCAGCUCAACAGCCCAGUACACCAAAAACUGAUGGGAAAAAAGAUCAGGGGAAGAAGGCUGGAGCUAAAACUCCAGAAGUGCUAUCUAUGGACAAAAUUAAAGAGAAGUUACUCAAGACGCCAAAUCUUCCAAAGAAGGUGGAAAAGUUCAAGAACUAUUUGAAGCACUCAUACAAAAUCACAGAUGAGGCUGAGUCAACGAAACUCUGGGACUGGUUGAAGGAGAACAAGUAGAAUCAAGACCUCUUCUCUUGUAUCCAUCACUCUGCCUAGAGAGUAAAUUAAAAUCGUUUUUUACAGA